GAAUCUUCCAGCACAAUCGUGGGCUGCAUAUAUUUAUUUUUGGCCUACCGCAGAAGCCGGUUAUCGAAGUAGGGCGGUUGAGGAAAAGUCCAGAAAUCCAGAGUUACACUUAAAUACUGCCAAGCGGAGGAAAGAAGUCAUUUGGACGAACUGAAUUUAGGAGAAGUUUUCAAGUAAGCUUUGUUUGACUAAACCAACAAUAUGAGCAAAGGACCAGCUAUUGGAAUUGACUUGGGCACCACCUAUUCCUGUGUAGGUGUGUUUCAACAUGGCAAGGUGGAGAUCAUCGCUAACGACCAGGGUAAUCGCACCACCCCCAGCUAUGUGGCGUUCACCGACUCUGAGCGUCUGAUUGGAGAUGCUGCCAUGAACCAGGUGGCGAUGAACCCUAGUAACACUGUGUUUGAUGCCAAGCGUCUCAUUGGCCGAAAGUUUGACGACCCCUCUGUCGCCGCAGACAUGAAGCAUUUCUCCUUCAAGGUCAUCAAUGAGGGCGGCAAACCAAAGAUCCAGGUGGAAUACAAGGGAGAACAGAAAACUUUCUAUCCUGAGGAGAUCUCUUCCAUGGUGUUGGUGAAGAUGAAGGAGGUGGCUGAGGCUUAUCUUGGCAAAAAAGUGACAGACUCCGUGAUCACAGUUCCAGCUUACUUUAAUGAUUCCCAGCGCCAGGCCACCAAAGAUGCCGGCACUAUCUCUGGCAUGAACGUGAUGCGUAUCAUCAAUGAGCCCACUGCUGCUGCCAUUGCUUAUGGGUUGGACAAGAAGGUUGGGGCAGAAAAGCAUGUCCUCAUCUUUGAUCUUGGUGGUGGUACUUUUGAUGUGUCCAUCUUGACCAUUGAGGACGGUAUAUUUGAGGUCAAGUCCACAUCUGGUGAUACUCACUUGGGAGGAGAAGAUUUUGACAACAGAAUGGUCAACCACUUCAUCUCUGAAUUCAAGCGUAAAAACAAGAAAGACAUCACACAAAACAAGCGUGCUGUGCGCCGUCUACGCACAGCCUGCGAGCGUGCCAAGCGAACCCUUUCCUCCAGCACUCAAGCAAGCAUUGAAAUCGAUUCCCUCUUUGAAGGAAUUGAUUUCUACACCAACAUCACCCGUGCUCGCUUUGAGGAACUCUGCGCUGAUCUCUUCCGCGGCACCCUGGAACCUGUCGAGAAGUCCCUGAGGGAUGCCAAGCUCGACAAGGGUCAGAUUCACGAGAUUGUUCUCGUGGGCGGCUCCACACGUAUUCCCAGGAUCCAGAAGCUGCUCCAGGAUUUCUUCAACGGCAAGGAACUGAACAAGAGUAUCAACCCUGACGAGGCUGUGGCUUACGGAGCAGCUGUCCAGGCUGCCAUUCUGUCGGGUGACAAGUCUGACGAGGUCCAGGACCUCUUGCUGCUGGAUGUUGCCCCUCUUUCCCUGGGCAUAGAAACAGCUGGAGGGGUGAUGACCGCUCUCAUUAAGAGGAACACCACUGUCCCCACCAAGCAGACCCAGGUGUUCACCACAUAUGCUGACAACCAGCCUGGUGUGCUUAUACAGGUGUACGAGGGUGAGAGAGCUAUGACCAAAGACAACAACUUGCUGGGCAAGUUUGAGCUGACGGGUAUUCCACCCGCCCCUCGCGGUGUCCCUCAGAUAGAGGUCACGUUUGAUAUCGAUGCCAAUGGUAUCUUGAAUGUCUCUGCUGCUGACAAGAGCACAGGAAAGGAGAACAAGAUUACAAUUACAAAUGACAAAGGUCGACUGAGCAAGGAAGAAAUUGACCGUAUGGUCAACGAAGCUGACCAGUACAAGGCCGAGGACGAGAAACAACGCAAUCGCAUUCACGCCAAGAACGGCUUGGAAAGCUACGCGUUCAACAUGAAAUCUACAGUGGAGGAUGAAAAGCUGAAGGAUAAGAUUAGUGACAGCGACCGUGACACUAUCACCAACAAAUGUAAAGAAGUGAUAGAUUGGCUGGAUAGUAACCAGCUGGCAGAGAAGGAAGAGUUUGAAGACAAACAGAAGGAGCUGGAGAAGAUCUGCAACCCCAUCAUCACCAAGCUGUACCAGGGAGCUGAGGGUGCAGGUGGCGCCCCCGGUGGAGGUGCUCCUGGGGGUCAAGGUCAGGGGGGUCAAGGUGGCCAGGGACCAACCAUUGAAGAAGUGGAUUAAAUGUGCCAUGUUUUUUUUUUAAUCAUUCACAGCUGAAGUGCUUCCAUGUUUAUUGUUGCAGCUUGAUGACAUUAUUAUGUAACAUUUACAUAUAUUUUAACUCUGUAUAUCAGACAGUAGGCUUUAUGUGGUUGAUAUUUGUCUAGGGAUAGUAACUUUUUGAUGAUAAGAUUUGUGCUGUUAAAUUGCUUAUACACUGUUACAUGUAAUAAUACAUGGGUCCUGUAUUCCCAUUAACUUGAAUUAUCCAUAACUUUGGGUUAUGAUGAAAGUCCAGAAGUACUGGAUGGUAAAUAUUUUAUAAAGUUGUAAACACAAACAUUUCCGACAGUGAUUGACCAUCUAAAUUAUAUUUCUUGAAAUGUAAAGGUCAUAUUCUUAUGGCAUACACGGAGGCCAUAAGUCUAAGGUCCUUGUUAGACAAUUUUCUGCAAAUAAGAAAAAAUUUCUCAAAUUGUUGUGAAAACUUAAUGGUUGUGGUUUUACAGUAUUAAAGAUAAAAAACAACAAAUUAUUAAAUAAUUAUAAGAUUGCACUCUUAAAUUAAAAUCCUUAAAUUUAAGCCAUUCAUGAAUAACAUAUUGUGAACUUUAAUGUCAUUGACAUGAUAAUAGGCCUUCCUGAAGUAAAAGUGCAGGUAACAUUUAGAAAAAGGUGCCUGCUGGGAUAAGUAUAUAUUAUUUAGCAGUGCAGUUCUUAAAAUCCCCACAAGUAAUUAAAAGCAUCAUUUUAUCAAGUGGGAUGGACAUAACUGGUACCAUAACAUCUUACGUAAUUACUAUUCAUUCUUUGCAUGCUUAAGACAUUUUCUUUGUUAUAUUUAUAUUACACAUUUAUCAAAGACAACAUGUUAAAUUUUAUGUUUCAAAAUGUGAAACUUUUUUUUCUAUUUUGUGCCAUAUGAUAUUGUUUCUGUGAAACAACAACAAAAAAUCAAUUUUUUACCUCUAAAUUGACAAUUGUUGCUUUACUGAAAAUGUUAAAUGUUUCCUGAAUAAUGGAGGGAUUUUGUACCAAAUGUAAUUUUCCUUGAGAAAAAGCAAAAUUUAUGUUCUCGCAAACCAUUGUACAUGAAAAUAUUUUAAACAUAGGUACAAGGUACCUUUAAAAUACAAGUUUUGUUAGUUACAAGUUUGUCUUUUGAGUAAAGUGAUCAUGUUUUUUUUUGGUUUUAUUGUUAUUACUAUCUGUUUUUACUGUAUUCUUCAGAAUAAAUGUAAUUUUUGC
Lingula anatina is the source of this 3366-nucleotide messenger RNA. RefSeq names its product heat shock cognate 71 kDa protein. The record is from RefSeq and is a predicted model, not a curated record. NCBI's taxonomy places the organism in Eukaryota, Metazoa, Brachiopoda, Lingulata, Lingulida, Lingulidae. Gene Ontology annotation, molecular function: ATP binding; ATP-dependent protein folding chaperone.